Symbiodinium necroappetens is the source of this 1361-nucleotide messenger RNA. NCBI's taxonomy places the organism in Eukaryota, Dinophyceae, Suessiales, Symbiodiniaceae. The record is from the annotation of a GenBank genome assembly.
AUGGCCAGCAACAGCAGCUUUGAUGCUAGAGAUAUGAGCUGGGUGAGCUGUCUUCCCGAGCAGUGGGAGGAUAUUCGUGCAUUUCGGCGGCGCAGCUCGGAGGGCAAGUCGCUUGCACGGGGUAUUAUACAGCCGGGACAUGGUGUGAAGGAGGUCGUGGUUCCUUCGCUAGAUUGUGCCAAGCUGAACUCACAGCUUCUAUCAACUACGCUGAAAGAGAUGGCCGACCGCUGUUGCAUAUUCGUCCCCCCAGUGUAUCUUCUACAAGGUGCAUGCAUCGAAUUCCACUCUAACUGUGGGUUUCCGGAUGCUGCGGCCCUUGGAGUUGCCGGAAAUUCGGAUGGCUGGGCUAUCAAACGACUACUCAAUGUCGUCAAGCGCAAGUGGAAUCGCCCUGAGACCCCUCGAGACGCAACCAUUCGUCGUCUGACAGAUGAGUUCCAGCGAGCUUAUGUCAAUCUGGAGUCUGCCGUGGGCCCUCGUAUUGCAAAGCUUCUUCGGGAGAGAUCCGCGGAGAGCGACGACCCGAGCGACGUGGCGGAUCUCGUGCAGCAGGCACUUCCCCCGGCCGUCGACGAGGGUGCGGUGGUGGCUGGGGAUGGAGAAUCCUUGGGUGCAGAAUCGGGCGGUGAGGACCACACUGUCCGGUAUGAAGCCUCUAGCGAGGAGGAAAACCCUGUGGAUGAAGCCCCCAGCGAUGAGGAGUUCAACCCUGUUGUGGAUGGAGCCCCUGGCGAUGAGCAGGCCAACCCUGUUGUGGAUCAAGCCGCCAGUGAUGAGGAGUUCAACCCUGCGGUGGAUGAAGCCUCCCCCAAGCCUGUUGUGGACGAAGCCACUACCGAUCGGGAGUUCGACACUGUUGUGGCCGAAGCCCCUAGCGAUGAGCAGGUCAAGCUUGAUGAUCUUGCCCGGCAGCUACGUCUGGCGGAGUUGAAGCUAGAGGCCCUGAUGGCCCUGGAGCGAAAGUGCAAUGUAGGGCAGCUGCAGCUGGAUGGUGAAGGACCUAUCAGUGUUUCUGAUGACGAGGCAUCUGCUGUCCCAGAUCUCCCGGCACCCACGACUACCCCUACACGUCUCGAUGCAGUGGAAACCCAGGCUUAUGUGGUGGACACGCAAAUGGUGCAGGAGGUCCUUGCAGGGCUUGAUCAGGAAGUGCCAUCGCCAGGCCAGCCAUUGGCUUCGGCGAGACUUCCGAGCACAAAAGUGCUGCCAGGAUACGAUGACUCGCCCGAGCCCAAAGCAACGACCGCAAGGGUGGAGCCGAGCAAGGAAGCUGUGAUGACACCCAGCCCGAAGAACCUGCCCGAGCCCAAAGCAACGGAUGCCAGCGUGGAGGAAGCUGUGGUGACACCCAGCCCCAA